CCGUCGUCUCUUCCUAUAUCUGUCGCCUCUUCGAUCCUGCUCCGGCCGCGUUAUUGGAUUCGAGAAUGCACAAAAACAGGCUGCAGGAGCUUUGCCAGAAGCGAUCAUGGCCUCUGCCAACUUACACAGCUAGCCGCGAGGGUCCCGACCACAACCCCGAGUUCGGUGCCUCCGUCCUUGUCAGCGGCCAGACCUUCGACUCCCCGAACCUCUUCAAAUCUCUUAAAGAGGCUCAGAACAAGGCCGCUGAGGUAGCCCUAGACAGCCUCUCUGCCAUUUCCUCCGCCUCCUCUGCUCCCGACCAUCCAGCAGGCGAUGAGUCUUCUCCGGCCGCCAAGGCUCAAAUUUUUUACAAGAGUCAGCUACAACAGUAUGUGCAAAAGAGAAAUAUUGGUGCGCCAAAAUAUGUUUGUCUCAGCGACGGUUCAGCUCACGCACAUAGGUUUAAGGCAAGGGUUACAGUUGAUGGACAAACAUUUGAGAGUACACAGUACUUCAGAUCGUUAAGAGAAGCUGAACAUUCUGCUGCAAGGGUUGCUUUAAUGUCUUUGCCUCUUGAAGAGAAUCAGCAGGAUGAACCAAAUUUUUACAAGAACCUCUUGCAACAACUAGCUCAGAAGAAAGGUCUAUGUUUGCCAAAAUAUAAUACAGUGUCUGAGGAUGAAUCCCAUAUGCGUAUUUUCAGAAGCACUGUCGAAAUACAUGGAAAAAGCUUUGUAGGAGAUGUUGGGCGGACCAAAAAGCAGGCAGAGAUGAAUGCUGCAAAAGUUGCCUUGAAUCAUGUUGAAGGACGAAUUAAUUCCCAUUCAAUCAGAAUGACUUGCGGAGAUGCUAUGGAUAACCUGGAACACCCAAAAAUUCAUGCUGAACCACCCUCAUCUAUAACGACUGACGAAAGGAAUCAAACUGCGGAAGAAUAUUCAGAAAAUGGUGCCAUAACAGAAGUAACCCAGCCUGCUACCGGCCUUUCGCCGAAGUACCAAGUAAAGCUUAAUGACUCUCCUAUUCCUGCUAGAAAUCAACCAAAUCUUAACGCGAUUCCAUCCUCAACUCUGAAGAUUAAGGAAGCUUAUCAGGCUACAUGUGAUAUCAAUUUCCAGGAGAAACAAAAUCGUUUUCCAGUUCCGAUCUCAAAUGAGAAUAUCAAAGAGAAGCAAGCUAAUGGCAAAGUUGAAGAUGAACGAGUCGUCACAAAUAAAACAGAUCAUGAAGUUUUGUCGAAUACAAGUAUGAUUAUAAAUGAACUAGAUGACGACACCCUUUUCUCCGACUGUACUGAUAAGCUCAACCUCUCUAAUCUGAAGCUGGGUUCUAGUACAAAUUCAGACAUUAACAGUCAAAAUGUAGAACAUCACGAUGAAAUCUUUUCUGGCAACCAUGUAGAUCAACUAAACCUCACUGCUUCGAAGCUGGAUUUGGAUGGAAAGGCAAAAGAAGAAGAAAGUAACGAUUGUUCCUCCGGAGAUGUCGAUGACAACGACAACAAAGUCGUCGAUGCUGAUAUCGGUAAGAUUUUCGAUUCCCCCUCCUUGCUUUGUAAUAGAGUUUUGGUGUAUCCUUGCAAGCCCGACAUUGUUUUACCUGUAGGAGCCACCCUCAUGCCUUUUAGUGAUAGUGCGUGGGUGGCCGUGAGCUUGGAUUUCUCCGAGCAUGAGAAUCUACCAAACAUUUUAUGAGCCAUUUAUGUUAUCUGCUGAUCUAUCAAGAAUUAGUCCUCCUCACAUAGUACUAACAGCAAUAAUUUAAGCUAUAUUAUGAACUUCAUUUUGUUUUA
Molecule: messenger RNA, 1774 nt
Organism: Phalaenopsis equestris
Lineage: Eukaryota; Viridiplantae; Streptophyta; Magnoliopsida; Asparagales; Orchidaceae
Product: double-stranded RNA-binding protein 1-like
Exons: 7
Coding region: 66-1676 (536 amino acids)
Source: RefSeq, a predicted model, not a curated record